UAAAACGCACAAAGGCAUCGCGGUACCUCUCUCAGCUCGUCACUCGUUACAUUCUUCGAUUAAUCAAACGAUAAAUAUAAUAAAAGCUCAUCAAUCAUAAUUUAAAUUCACGACAACCCAUCACCACAACUCACACUACACAAAUGACAAAUUCAAUUGUAUGCAGUAAUUAAUAGUAAUUUUAUCAAAAAAAAAAAUUCAUAUCAAAGUACUCGUGUCUUUUUCCAGUGUAUCAUAUUUAUUUAGUGCAAAUAUGAAUUAUUCUUCGUGACGAAGUUUUUAAAUUAAAUAAAAAUCCAAAUUAAAUCGAUCGAACCGACAUAUUCCGUGAGAAUUUUUAUUAAUAACAAUUAUAUGAUUUGUGAGUGAUUUUAUUUGACUUUAUUCGUCGACAGUCCAACAACAAAAUGGAUCGAUUAAAUAAAUAAUUGAGAGAAUCCAUGAAUUUUCAUAGUUAACGUUUCGGUACUAAACAUUUUAAAAUCAGAAGUGAGCAGUAUGGAAAUAAUUACGAGUAAUUACAAGUAGUAAAUCGUUAAGACGUACCGAGACGUAAAGACGUAAAGACGUAAAAGGAAGAGAAAGAGAAAGAUAUUGAUAGAAAAAAUAAAAACGUCUAGAAAUAAAUCGUUUGGUAUCGGCAAGGUGUGAGGAGUGAGGAAAACGAUGAAAUUUAAUCCGAUAAAAUGUUGUCAUCUCUGGCUAUUAUGGGCAUUAAUUGUUGUUGUAAAAGCACAAACGUCUCAGCAUUGCCCACCCCCGGCAUCGAUAAAACCGUGCUCAUGUUCAGUGAAGAAGUUUGGACUUGAUAUAAUCUGUGAAUAUACCGAUCAUGGACACAUAAGCACAGCCAUGACAGCCCUGAAGGGCCAGCAGAACACCAUAAUAUUUUAUUUAAAACUCCGUCAUAACAAUUUGCCCAAACUGCCAGGUUUCAUUUUUCUGGGACUUAUUGUUCAACAUUUGACAAUCCACAACAGCACAUUGGCAGCUGUCGAGGAAUCAUCUCUGAGUUCUAUCGGCAAGGGUUUGACGCAAUUGGACCUCUCGCAAAAUUCAUUGGUAGCUGUGCCAUCAGCAGCAUUGGCUAAUCUUCAUUCUCUGAUGAUUCUUAAUUUAAAUCGAAAUAAAAUAAAAGAUCUUCGUAGUCGCUCGUUCGCUGGAUUGGAUACAUUAGAAACAUUGAAUCUCUACGAGAAUAAAAUAACAACAAUUGAUCAGGACGCGUUCACGGGUCUCGAUGAUCGUAAAUUGAAACGUCUGAAUUUGGGAGGAAAUUUAUUGACAGAUGUACCUACAGUGGCAUUAGCAUCCCUUGAUGUCCUCAAGAAAUUGGAGAUGCAAGAGAAUAAAAUAUCAUCGAUAACCGAAGGAAAUUUUGCUGGCUUAAAGGGACUCGAUUCCCUCGUUUUAUCGCACAAUCAAAUUCGUGAAGUACCAGCACGUGUUUUUUCUCAUCUAACACAAAUGAAUUCUCUUGAACUAGACGGAAAUCUAAUCACUCACGUCGAUCCCGAUGCAUUCAUCGGUCUAGAGGAAAAUCUUCAAUACCUACGGCUUGGGGAUAACAAUUUGCAUUCUGUCCCGAGUGAUGCUCUGCGCAGACUUCAUCGGCUUCGGCAUUUAGAUUUGAGAUCGAAUAACAUAACGAUUUUGCCGGAGGAUGCAUUCACUGGUUACGGUGACUCCAUCACUUUUCUCAAUCUUCAGAGGAAUUUAAUUAAACAUUUGCCGCCGAUGAUUUUCGAAAAUUUGAAUUCCCUCCAGAUAUUGAACCUUCAGAACAAUAAAUUAACUCAUAUACCUGAAGAAAUCACAGAAACAGUCAUCGAUACAUUAACAAUGAUCGACAUAACCGAUAAUCCAUUAAUCUGUACGUGUGAUCUCCAAUGGUUCUCAGGCUGGUUGAAAAAUCUUCAAGAUAAAGAUGACGACAUAAUGUCAAAAAAACGAACAGUCUGCACCAUGAUACCUGACAAUCGUGAAUACGCGGUGCAAAAUAUUCCUUUAGAAAAAAUGGGUUGCGUUGGUAAAAAUGCGGGUCGAGUAUCAUCAUCUGGAUUUGUUACCUUUCAUCCAUCUUUGGAUGUUAUUCAAAUAUUUUUAACAGUUGCAAUGAUAAUGCUGUUGUAAAUUUAUCAUCACAAUCAAAUCAGCGAUUGAAUUAUCUCCUGUUAUUAUUUUAAACUCAAUUUUUAAUAUCAAUUUAAUCGAUUGAAUCCACUCACGCUUAUUUCUUCAAACUUUGACAAUCGAAAGCCACGUGAGAGAUUGGUGUUCCGUUCUGAUGGUUUAUUUUUUUUUAACAAACAAUAGUGGCUGUGUGAUAGAUAAAAAAAUGUAUCGAUGAUUGACUUGUCUCGAGAGCGACGAUAUGAGCAAUCAUUGAUUCCGCGAUUAAUGAAAGUAAAGGGCUUUUUUAAUUAUCCUAAAUGAUACAUAUCACCAAUGCCAAUUCAUAUUUAUGGAAAUAAUUGUCCUCUAUCUUUCCUCUCACUUUAUCUUCCACCAUCAUUUUAAUAUAUAUAUAUAUGUACCGGUUUUAUCGGACGCCGAAAAUACAUACGAAUUUCUUAAACAUAUCACAAAGCGCGUUUCAACUUCCUCGAAAGCAACAAAUUAUAAUAUAAAAAAUUACAACUACAGAAAAAAUAAUGUGAAACUGAAUUUUCUGGGGGUUUUUUUUUUUUUUAAUGAAAUUGAAUGAUUUUUUAUCAGUUAAAAUUUUGGGAUUAUGAUCUUCACGCGAGGAUGAGAUGGAAAUGAGAAAGAAAAAUGGUGGAAUUUUUUCUAGACUCGAGUUCCCUUUAACUUGGAUCAUAUUUCCUUUAUUUAUAAUACCGAAUGGAAAUUACAUAAUGACACUUAGCUUGAUGAAACGUAAUAUACUUAACCGGAAGUGAACACUUUGUCCAAAGCAACAGAACUCAGA
Molecule: messenger RNA, 2932 nt
Organism: Fopius arisanus
Lineage: Eukaryota; Metazoa; Arthropoda; Insecta; Hymenoptera; Braconidae
Product: carboxypeptidase N subunit 2
Exons: 8
Coding region: 667-2133 (488 amino acids)
Cellular component (GO): plasma membrane
Molecular function (GO): protein binding
Source: RefSeq, a predicted model, not a curated record